Molecule: messenger RNA, 3048 nt
Organism: Heteronotia binoei (common prickly gecko)
Lineage: Eukaryota; Metazoa; Chordata; Lepidosauria; Squamata; Gekkonidae
Product: acetyl-coenzyme A synthetase 2-like, mitochondrial
Exons: 14
Coding region: 225-2255 (676 amino acids)
Cellular component (GO): mitochondrion
Molecular function (GO): acetyl-CoA synthetase activity; AMP binding
Source: RefSeq, a predicted model, not a curated record
CUUCUCUGGAAGAAUAUACAUGUGUGUGUUUUCCAGGAAGAGAGUGAAACCCUCUGGUACUUUAUUCACUCUGAAUGUGAGUGUACCGUUUGUGCCGAGGGAAACAAUGAACACACAUUUUGUGCUACCAGAAAAACAGGAACAGCGUUUCAACUAGGAUGGAUGCUUAAAGAAGAUUUCCCUGGCUCAGAGGUGGGGAGGGGCUGCUCUUGUACCCCAGGAUUAUGUCCUGGCUGCUUGCUAGAACUUGCUUUCCAAAAAUUGCCCCCAAAGGCAGAUUCUCGUCUUGCAAAACAAGAGCAUGGAGCAGGGGACCGCUGACUGCAUACAUGCCAGAAGCUGCAGCCUUUCCUGGACCAAAGGACCACCAAGGGCUGUACCAGCUGUCUGUGGAACAGUCAGACAUAUUUUGGGGUGCACUUGGGAGAAGCAGGCUCACGUGGAUAAGCCCCUUUCACUGUGUCAGUUCCUGCAACCUACAGCAAGGCCAUUUGUCCUGGUUCCUUGGAGGGCAGCUGAAUGUAUCAGUUAACUGUUUGGAUCGACAUGUCCACAGUGCCCCAAAUAAAGUGGCUUUAAUCUGGGAAAAAGAUGAGCCUGGACAAGAGGACCAAAUUACAUACAGAGAAUUGCUGGAGAUGACUUGUCGCCUUGCAAACACUUUGAAACGAGAGGGAGUGAAGAAGGGAGACAGGGUGACCAUCUACAUGCCUCCCUGUCCGAUGGCUGUGGCCAGUAUGUUGGCCUGUUCAAGGAUUGGUGCCAUACACUCGGUGGUAUUUGCCGGAUUCAGCUCUGUUGCAUUGGCGGAGAGGAUCCAGGAUGCUACAUCUGAAACAGUGAUCACAGUGAACCAAGGCUUGCGAGGGGGCAAGGUUGUUGAACUAAAGCAGAUGGUAGAUCAGGCAGUGGAACUGUGUCCCACAGUGAAACGAGUUUUUGUUUCAAAGAGGACAGAAGGAAAGGUUCCCAUGACAGCCCUGGAUAUACCACUGGAAGAGGCGAUGAUGAAAGAGGAUGUGACCUGUGAGCCUGUUGCUCUGGAGAGCGAAGAUUUUCUGUUCCUCCUUUACACUUCAGGCAGCACUGGAAAACCCAAAGGUUUGGUCCACUCCCAGGCUGGCUAUUUGCUGUAUACUGCCAUCACACAUAAGUACGUGUUUGACUACCAUGAUGGAGAUGUCUUUGGGUGUGUUGCAGACAUUGGUUGGAUUACAGGACACAGCUAUGUGGUCUAUGGACCUUUGUGCAAUGGAGGAACUACAGUUCUUUUUGAGAGCACUCCAGUAUACCCUAAUCCAGGACGUUACUGGGAAACUGUAGAAAGAUUACAAAUAAAUCAGUUUUAUGGAGCCCCUACUGCUAUUCGCCUGCUGCUGAGAUAUGGGGAUGACUGGGUGAAGAAAUAUGACAGAUCUUCCCUCAAGAUCCUUGGCUCAGUGGGAGAACCUAUCAACAAGGAAGCUUGGGAAUGGUACUUCAAUGUGGUUGGAGACAGACGGUGCCCUGUAGUUGAUACCUGGUGGCAAACUGAAACAGGAGGUGUCUGCAUUGCACCUCGCCCUUCAAACCCAGGAGCUGAGAUCCUUCCAGCCAUGGCCAUGAGACCCUUGUUUGGCAUCAGUCCAUCCCUCAUGGAUGACAAGGGAAAUCUCUUAAAACAGAAUGAUGUCUCUGGAGCUCUCUGCAUCUCUCAGGCUUGGCCAGGUAUGGCAAGAACCAUUUACAAUGACCACCAGAGAUUCCUGGAGACCUACCUGAUGCCUUAUCCAGGAUAUUUCUACACUGGGGAUGGAGCAUAUCGGACGAGCAAAGGGUAUUACCAGUUGACAGGCCGCCUGGAUGAUGUAAUCAAUAUCAGUGGGCACAGACUGGGCACUGCUGAGGUAGAAGAUGUUGUGAAUACCCAUGGUGCUGUAGCAGAGUCAGCUGUGAUUGGCUAUCCUCAUGAGAUCAAAGGAGAAGGAGUCUAUGCAUUUGUUGUUCUGAAGAAAGGCUUUGCUCUGUCGCAAGAAAGCAUAGCUUCCGAGCUUCAAGAGCUGGUUGCCAAAAGGAUAGCAAAAUAUGCUGCUCCUGAAUAUGUUCAGGUGGUUCGGCGGCUGCCCAAGACUCGCUCGGGGAAGAUUAUGCGGCGGGUUCUGAAGAAGAUUGUAGAAAACAAAGCCAAUGAGCUAGGGGAUCUGACAACCCUAGAUGAUCAUGAUGCAGUGAAGGAGAUCAUUGAGGGACACAAGCAACUUCGGUCAGAAGAGUAGAGCCAACAGCCCAAAUACCUCAAGUGGCUCUGCAAGGGAUCAAGGGAUCCAGAUGUUCUACAAGCAGCAGACCUUCAUUGCCUUUCAACAAUCCCUUGCUGAGGAGGAAGCAGGCCUACUCACUAGGAAUGAGAAGCCACUGACAAAGCCACAAAGGCAUUAUUUGCCCAAGAGUUAUAGGGAGCAUACUGAGGAACAGGAAGGAUGGGCUGCUUAAUACUGGGCAUCAGAUUUCUCUUCUUCAGAAGCACUCCCAGGUAGGACAAAGCACUUAUAGAUUCGUUAUACAAUAUUAUAACAGAAAUGCAGGGUUGUGUAUUACAUACCCCUAAAUUCCAAUUCAAAAACCAUCGCAUGUCAAGACAAAACUAGCUGGUAGUUGUCUAUGCCAUCCCAAAUUCACACCACCUCAUGAUUUCACCACCUGAUGCUUCUGAGAUGUGAUGAAAAGGAAAACAGGGAAGCACCACAAUUGCACUAAUGGAAGAAACAUUAGUACAGGGUGCAGUUUAGAAGCCUGAUGUAAUAACCUUCAGAUGCUUCACACUGACCCCUUCUGGAUACUGGACUCUUAAACCAGUAUUUAAUAUCCUACAUUUUCAAGUUUUAAUUCUAAUUUUAACUCAAAUGAGUUAACCAAUUUUUAAGAAGCAAACAGCACGAAAAAAGGAAACCCCCCCUCAAAAAUUCUCUCUUAAGAGUAUGCAUAAAUUCAACAGGUUCUCUAUUAUGCAACUCUGAUCCUGCCAUCACAGGACAGGAAUGUCCAUCUGCUUCAAAAAGGAGAAUUUUC